AUGAGUGCUAACGACAACGACACGGGGAGAACAAGCCCCACGGUCAUCGUGGCUCCCACCACCAGCGGCAGAGAUAAAGCCGACCGUUUGGGGAAGAAGUUUGCCGACGCGAAGCGAAACAAUCGAUCACGGUUUGCGCCUUCGAGAAGUGCAGAAUCGCCAUACAACGUACUGACAUCUCCUUCCAAAAAUGAUCCUGUUAAGCUGAGCAGAUUGUAUUCAAUUAUGAACUCCAAACGGAGCACAAACAACAAAACAAAGCGGCUACGCGAGGAGCCCGCACUACGGCGCUCGGCCUCUGAUCUUGCGCAGGCGCAGACUAGUACUACACAAAACGCGUUGGUUUCUCAGUCACAGCCAGCCGUCGCGACUCCGAUCAUUAUCAGUGACACUCCGAAAACUGACCCUGUUGCCAGCGAACAAUCGAAACCAUCUCCGAACAAAUCGACGGCGUCUGAACCUCAAUCGCAGAGCAAGACUCCUCAGGCAACACGCAAUGGAAAUUCCCAGUCCACGCCGACAAACGGCUCCCAUCCGUCUCCAUCUCAAUCUGGCUCUAGCAAGACCCCCUUGACGCCCAGGCAGCUCCACCUACGCAUUAGUAAACAUGCGUUCGAAAAGAGUGCAGCUCAAAUAGGCGACACUAUCUCCACGUUCCAAGCCGUGGUGAGAAAUCCAGCGCGUCCCUCCAACACAGACCAGCGGCCUCCGGCACCAAAAUCACCCACGAAGCCCGCGUCGCCUGCUCCGCAAACUCCAAACCGACAGGCUGGUUCCCGGGACGCGGCCGGAAACCAGUCUGGAUCAGAUCGGAGGGUUUUGUUUUCUGGCAACGUUGAUAAGUCACCGAUUGCGUCGUCUCCAAUUAAAGAGCCUUACGAGCCGCGGUCGAUUUUGAAAGUGAGUCCGCCUAAGGCGGCUUUGCCCGAACCUGUUGGAGGUGACAUAGCUCAAGAGUGGCCGGCCGGUUUCUUGGUGCAGAGGGAGCCAAACGACGCAACCUCGGUUGAGCUGAUCAGAAAAUGCUACCGGCUUCUGCAGAGAGAAGACAAUCCGAGAAGAUUUGAAAUCCUUGCUACGCUUCACAACACGCUCAAGAUCAACAGCGUGGAGUUCAAUACUCGCGAGUUGAAUCACACCGACGUGUCGAGCAUCGCCAAGGUCGCCUCUGCGGAAAUUGCAAAGGCGUACGUAUCACCACAUAUGGACUUCAAUGCAGUGGAGUCGAGAACCACCAUAUUAGGAGUGAAGCUGAUUACCACGGUCAUGUCAAUGUUUGAGGUGUCGCAGACCGCAGAGAUAGUCGAGAUGUUGUGCGCGCUGGUGUUGAGACCGCGCAUAUCGAAAGCCAUGGCUUCCGCGUUUGUGCAGUUCUGCAAAGAGCAGUCCUGUAUUCUUCCUGGGGGCUCGAGUGAAAUGGCUAUCAAUGCGCUCAUCACCAUGCAAUUUUAUCCUAGCGGAACGAUUUUUCACGAGAAGGUACUUGCUUUGAAGAAGAUAGGUUCGAAGGCUCCAGCUAGCAUGCUCAAGACGUGCAACAAGUGGUUUCCAUUUAUCCUGGCUACCAUCAUGAGUGUUGAUCUGGGCUCACACCAAAGAGUUCUCCAGGCUGUGGUUGCACUUCUGAACGAGUGGGCUCCCAACUGCAAUCCUAGCAUUCGAGAGGACGUAUUGGCUCUAAUGAGCGAAAGUGCCGACGUUUUCGUGAAAUCGCACGCCGUGGAGGCGAGUUCAAACUUGCUAGAAGAUGGUUUAUCUGUUUGCGGUCUUUUAGUCAGGACACUCAACAUUACCCUUCGACGGGGUUCAUACGUUGAGGCAAUGAAGAUUUGGGCCUUGAUCACCUACUCGAUUUCUGCGUUCACCUGGAAUAAGGGGAUCGAGGAUUGGCCCCAUCUAGAAGCUUGGAUCUCGGUAUUUACCGAAUGCUUCAAUAGAGACGGCUUUCCUCCCAAGAUUGCCGCCUUGGAGGCAUGGAAGGGAAUCAUUUUCGCGUAUCAGAGCUCCAUGGUGUACCGGGCAUCUCUGUCUCCAAAGACAGACAGCGAAGAGGAGCUGAUCGACCUCAAGUUUCAUGUACUGGCUCACCCAUUUUUUGGUUUAGCAGUAGAGCUCAGUGACACUUUGUUUGUCGAAUACAAGAAGCUCUUUGUGCGGAUCUACCAUAGUCUAUACAAGUUCCUCACCAGGAACCCACAGGAUGAAGGAGGCGCUGUGAACGGUGCUAUUAAAUGGAUCUGUACGAUAAUGGGUCAGUUUUUCCUGGCAGAAUCGAGAAGUGUUGAGCAGUUGGAAUUUGGAAUCAAUUUCUUGGAGCAGAUGCUUACCUCAAACCACUCAAAACCAGAUUCAGCACAACUAAAACUACAGAAAGAUUGUUUUGUUGAUGACAUCGCAGUGGAUUCUCUCUCGGUACUACCAAUCAACACACUCUGGGUGUCUUCCUCGCCAGACCAAUUUGUCAACGUUCUGAAGAUUGCAUGCAAAUGCAACAUCCCUGUAACCAGGAAGCUCAAAUUAAUCACGUUGUUCGUCCGCGGAUUGAGAACGGGGCUUUCGCCAAGCUCCGUUAGUUUCACGCGAUGGAUGGAGCCGGUAAUCGCAAUGCUACUUGAUACAUUUUUCGAAACCGAGCAAGAUUGUCCCGAACCAGGCGAUAUGAAAGAAAUCGAGGGUAUUCUAGCUGACUUCUUUAAGGCCAUAGAUAUUCUCAACAGUCUGUACCUACAGGGAGAACACCAAUCUAUUUUCAUCGUUGUUUCUCAAUGGCUACGGAAACUAGACGAAAAGGACUCUCAACAUGGGUCCAACGUGGUAGCCGGCUAUUUGAACAAAAUUUUCUCCCUGGAUGUGAACCGAUAUGUGCAAGCAUGUGACCAGUUGCUGAACCAUUGCCAAGGUUUUGAAAAGCUGGUCACAGAUUCGCUAGUUGCGCAUGUGUGUUCGGCUUAUUUCACUGCGUCACCACUUGUGUGGACGUCUAUUUUCAAAAAAUUGGGCGAAGCUCACUACGUUGACAUCCUGUCUCGGCUUGUCUUGUACGAGAUUGGUCACGACAGCACCAUAGACGCACAGAAACACGAUGAGUUCUGGCAGGCUACCAAUGUUAAAACGGUAUCCGAAGAGCAACUAUAUGUCUUGUACGGCAUCCUGAUAUCGCGCCCGGGCACAGAGCUUCUCCGGUACCGAGUGAGCAAUUGUAUUCUCAACGAGAAGCCUACAUUAUAUCUUCCUAUUGUGAACCGAGUACUUAAUCGUCUUAUAAGUGAAGGUCAGUGUUCUAAAAAGGAACUCGAGCUAUUCCUCCAGAAAAAAGCUAACUUGACUCAUCACAGUGCUGCAGCUGGCAAUAUUCUGCUGAAAGAGAUGUUCAGAUUGGUGUCUCGACUGCAAGAGUUAAUCGAAGGGGUCCCACAAGCCCAAAGCUCGUCGGAACCCUCGAACGCGAAAAGUGAAGCUGAAAAAGUUCAGAACGUAGCAGCGAAGGAGACUCCUAAACAGCCCGUCCAGCAGACACCUGAGCCAGAACAGAACAGACCGCAGGAAACCGCAGGACAGGAAGCUCAACUGAAACAGUCUGAAUCGAAGCAAUCCGAACAAGAACAGCCUGAGCAACAGAAAUCCAAAACACAGGAGCCUGGACGACAAGACUUCUUGACUGCAGGCACAAGCGCAGAACUCACUACGUUUGUCAUACGCUCGGACGAUGAGGCAGAAGUACAGCCUACCGAUAAGUCGGGCACGACACCUGAGCAACCAGUUGCUACUUCCUCACCUCAGAAAUUGACCGAGCAGCCUGCUUCCGAGUCUGUCGUUUCUAAAAGUCCUCAAACUAACACGAGAGCACAAGACCAACCUACGGCACAACCUCACACUGUUUCGCCUGUCUUAGCACCGUCCAAUUCGUCGCCAGCCAAACCUCCGUCACGCGUUGCUGUUCAGCCAGUUGUGGAAGCACCUAUGACGGCACCUCCAGAGCCGUCGGCUAGCAGAACAGAGCUGCCGUUGGCUCAAGAUGAUGGAGUCGGCCAGCACCAGCCAGCAAGCGAUCCGCCACCCCAGAGGCCCCCUCCAGCAGUCGAGCUGUCCACACCGAGGCAACAAACACCUGCUGGCCAGUGGCAGAUGCCUCCUGUUAGAGAUUCUGCUGAGAGAAGUUUCCUUGGACAGGACACAAGCCAGUUUUUGCCACCAUAUCCGCCAAUGCCAUACUACGGCUAUCCCUACUACCCAAUGAUGCCACCUGCUACAGGGACUGCCGAGAUGCCUCCACAUAUGCACCACAUGCCAAUGUAUUAUCCUAUGCCUUAUGCUUGGCCUGCACCGUUUCCUGGCCCAGAAAGAGCUCUAGAUUCCAAAGACCCAGAGAACUGGGUCAAGCUUGAAGAGCUGGUGACGAAGCUUGCCCGCGAGAAUUUUGACGGGUUGGAUGGACUGGAGAUAACGAAAAAACGGAAACUUGAGGAUGACUUAUUUACGCUACUAACGUGUUUGAAGAGGAGACGCUAG
This is a messenger RNA of Ogataea angusta, 4509 nucleotides long. RefSeq lists its product as uncharacterized. Lineage: Eukaryota; Fungi; Ascomycota; Pichiomycetes; Pichiales; Pichiaceae. Bases 1 to 4509 code for a protein of 1502 amino acids. Gene Ontology annotation, cellular component: endosome. The transcript has a single exon. The record is from RefSeq and is a predicted model, not a curated record. Gene Ontology annotation, biological process: protein transport to vacuole involved in ubiquitin-dependent protein catabolic process via the multivesicular body sorting pathway.